AUGUUUCAUGCUUCUCACAAAUUGGAAGGUUUAGGUUAUUCUCUUCAAGACGUUACUUGUAUUGGUCUUACCAAUCAACGUGAAACUAUUGUUACUUGGGAUAAGCUCACUGGUCAACCUCUUUAUCCUGCUAUACUUUGGAGUGAUGCUCGCACUUCUGAAACUGUAAAACAACUCACCAAAAAAGCUGACGGUGAUGUUCAUAUCUUGGAAUCUGUUUGUGGAUUGCCUCUUACUACUUAUUUUACCGCUGUCAAGUUACGUUGGCUCUUGGAUAAUGUUCCUGUUAUUGCUCAAGCUCAAGAACAAGGUCGAUUAUGUUUUGGUACCAUGGAUACAUGGUUGAUCUACAAUCUCACUGGCGGAGCGGAAAAUGGAAUCAUUGUGACGGAUGUUACUAAUGCUAGUCGUACGAUGCUGAUGAAUAUUCACACUCUUGAAUGGAGUGUGGAAGCCUUAAGUUUCUUUGGUUUAGAACAAGUACAACUCCCUAAACUCGUUUCAUCAUCUCAAAUCUAUGGUCAUGUAUAUGAAGGUCCUUUCGCAGGUGUACCUAUAUCUGGAUGUCUUGGUGAUCAACAAUCUGCUCUUGUUGGACAAAAAUGUUUUAAUGCUGGUGAUGCCAAGAAUACUUAUGGUACUGGAUGUUUCAUGUUAUUCAACACUGGUGAUCAACCUGUGGUAUCAAAGAAUGGAUUAUUGUCGACGGUGGCCUAUCAAUUUGGACAAGAUCGACCUGCAUAUGCUCUUGAAGGUUCUGUUGCUGUUGCUGGAAGUUCAAUCAAUUGGUUACGAGACAACCUCAGAGUGAUCCAAAAUACGCAACAGUUAAAUGAAUUGGCCUCACAAGUAGAUGAUUCAGCAGGUACUUAUUUUGUUACUGCAUUUGCUGGAUUAUUUGCACCUUACUGGAACGAUACUGCCCGUGGAACAAUCUGUGGUUUGACCCAAUUUACUCGUUUGGAACAUAUUUGUCGUGCAACACUGGAAUCAGUUUGCUUCCAAAGUAAAGCUAUUUUAGAUGCAAUGAACAAAGAUAGUGGCAAGGCUCUUCGAUCACUCAAAGUAGAUGGUGGUAUGUGCAACUCUGAUCUUUGUAUGCAAAUUCAAGCCAAUUUGUUAGGUAUCUCGGUGGAACGUCCCAUGAUGCGUGAAUCAUCGGCAUUAGGUGCUGCUAUUGCUGCUGGAUUGGCUGUAGGUGUAUGGAAGAAUAUGCAAGAACUUGAAAAUGUCAAUAAUCAAGGCAAAACUGUGUUUGAAUCCUCCAUCUCUGAUGAAAAACGUGAUAUCAUGUAUGCUGGUUGGAUGAAAGCUGUAGAAUCUUCUUAUGGUUGGUCUUCUCCUCAUUCCUGUCAAGUAUCUGUUUAG
This is a messenger RNA of Halteromyces radiatus, 1368 nucleotides long. RefSeq lists its product as uncharacterized. Gene Ontology annotation, molecular function: glycerol kinase activity. Bases 1 to 1368 code for a protein of 455 amino acids. The record is from RefSeq and is a predicted model, not a curated record. Gene Ontology annotation, biological process: glycerol metabolic process; glycerol-3-phosphate biosynthetic process; triglyceride metabolic process. Gene Ontology annotation, cellular component: mitochondrion. The transcript is spliced from 3 exons. Lineage: Eukaryota; Fungi; Mucoromycota; Mucoromycetes; Mucorales; Cunninghamellaceae.